Asparagus officinalis (garden asparagus) is the source of this 2189-nucleotide messenger RNA. RefSeq names its product protein RBL. The record is from RefSeq and is a predicted model, not a curated record. Lineage: Eukaryota; Viridiplantae; Streptophyta; Magnoliopsida; Asparagales; Asparagaceae. The coding region runs from base 179 to 1735 and encodes 518 amino acids. The transcript has 5 exons. Gene Ontology annotation, molecular function: protein binding. Gene Ontology annotation, cellular component: Set1C/COMPASS complex.
AGUAAAAAAUCAAUCCAAAAUUUUCGAAAACCUCGAUAAAGUUAGGGUUUUCCCUGUCGGGCUCUCAGUCCCCGCGGGCGACUCUAUCUGUCGUCGGAUUAAAUCGAUGCAGUAGAGAGAAACUCUACGCCUAAACCCUAAUUUCUUCACUCUCGUGAAGCUGGGGAGCCUCAGCACGAUGAAUGUCCCAAUUAUUGAUCCAUUGCAGGGAGAUUUCCCAGAAGUUAUAGAGGAUUAUUUGCAGCAUGGGAUCAUGAAAUGUAUUGCCUUCAACAGGAGAGGAACUCUUCUUGCUGCUGGCUGCUCAGAUGGGAGCUGUGUCAUUUGGGAUUUUGAGACUAGAGGCGUUGCUAAAGAGCUACGCGAUAAAGACUGUGGUUCCCCUAUAACUAGUGUUUGCUGGUCUAAGUAUGGCCACCAAAUACUUGCUUCUGCUAUGGAUAAGUCAUUGACGCUUUGGGAUGUUAAAACUGGUAAGAAGAUUGCCCGGAUUACACUGCAGCAAACUACACUCCUUGUCCGUCUACAUCCAGGUUCUUGCACUCCAUUUGUUUGCUUGGCUUGCCCCCUUUCUUCUGCCCCCAUCCUGGUUGAUCUCAACAAUGGAAGCUCCACUAUACUCCCAGUUUCUGUCUCUGAUGCUGGAGCAGGUCUCACCUCCCAUCCUCGCAAGCUUGAUGGCUCUCCAUCUUUUGCACCUACUGCUGCAACGUUCAACAAAUAUGGUGAUCUAGUUUAUGUAGGGAACUCCAAAGGUGAGAUCCUCAUAGUGGAUUAUAAGGACACUCAGGUUCACGCGAUGGUCCCCACUCCUGGAGCAUGUUUCAUAAAAAAUAUCGUCUUUAGUAGAAAUGGGCAGUAUUUGCUAACAAACUCAAACGAUCGGAUCAUUAGAGUCUACGAGAAUCUCCUCCCUCAGAAAGGUGCAGCAAAGGAACUUGAUGAAAUGGAAAGAGCUAGCAGUGAGUUCCAAGGGACCGAGAAGUUGAAAGCGGUUGGUUCUAAGUGUUUGCUUCUUUUUCGAGAGUUUCAGGAUGCUGUGACAAAGAUACAGUGGAAAGCACCUUGCUUUAGUGGUGAUGGUGAGUGGGUUGUCAGUGCUUCUGCUAGCAAAGGAGAGCAUAAAAUAUAUAUAUGGGAUCGCUCUGGGUAUUUGGUAAAGAUCCUUGAAGGGCCUAAAGAAGCUCUAAUAGAUCUUUUAUGGCACCCAGUAAAACCCUUGGUGGUAUCUGUUUCUGUUGCUGGCUUGGUUUAUAUCUGGGCCAAAGAUUAUACAGAGAAUUGGAGUGCAUUUGCACCGGAAUUCAAGGAGCUCGAGGAGAAUGAAGAGUAUGUGGAGAGAGAGGAUGAAUUUGACUUGGUUCCUGAAUCCGAGAAGGUGAAAGAGUUGGAUAUCGAUGUAGACGAAGAGGUUGAUAUCUUGACUGUAGAAAAGGAUUCAACGUUUAGUGAUUCUGAUGCAUCACAAGAAGAGCUUUGUUUCCUUCCAGCUGUUCCUUUGCCAGAUGUAAAUCCAGAGCAGCAAGAAGAUAAGUGUGUUGCAAGCUCGCCGAAGGUGGAGGGUAGCAAUCAAUCUGGUUAUCCAUUCUUAAUUGAAUCCAAGCAGAAUGGCCAGGCAAUACUUCCUGCUUCAAGCCCAGCAGAAGUUGUGGGUAAUUCUACUGCAGAUGAUCCCGAGGGUAUCUCUGGUUUGAAGAGGAAGAGGAAGCCAUCGGUGAAGGUGCUGGAGUUGUAGGAAGAGAAGUUCCAAAAACCAUCAACUAAGACCAAGCCCCUUUGCAGAUCUUCAAAAUCAAAGACCAAACUUGAAGAUGAGGAUGAUAUGAAUGGUUAUGAAUACGAAGAUGAUGAAACAAAUGAAUACCUAUAAGUCUUUCAAAUCAGUAGCCUAAAUGGUUGAAACCCAUUUAAAGUUGCGGCUUUCAAUUUCUUGAAGAGGUUUGGCUGAUGCUUUGUUGUCCCUCAUAUGUAGGAAGGCUUGGGUUCAUCCUAAUGGAGUGAGUUUGAAACAGUGUAGAUGUAGACCUGUAUUAAUUUGUAAGUGCACCUUGUGCAAAGGAGAGACUGGAAGAAUGCUGGCAAUGGAAAUUCUUUGCACCUUGCAAAAACUCCAAAGCCUGGGUGCAGUGUCAUAACAUCAUUUAUUUUUAUUCUUAUUUUAAUAUAAGGAAAUCAUUUUUAUUGAUAUA